CAAAAGGUUCUUUAGCACGUUGAAAUUUUUCUAACCCCAUUGAAUAUCGAUACUUGUAUGUCAACCUCCACUCCAUAUAUAAUCUGCAAAAGAAUGUUUAAAAUUCUCAGCAUAUAUAAACAGCCAAGUGACUUCCAAACUUCAACCAUCCAAGUGAAAACCAUGGAGCACAACCGCAAGGAAGAAGAACAGAAGGAUGUUAGAUACAGAGGAGUGAGGAAGCGACCAUGGGGAAAAUUUGCUUCAGAAAUUCGAGACUCUGCUCGACAUGGGACUCGGGUAUGGCUUGGUACUUUUAACACCGCCGAAGAGGCUGCAAGAGCAUAUGAUCGAGCUGCUUUUGCUAUGAGGGGUCAAUUGGCCAUUCUCAACUUCCCUCAUGAACAUGGCUUGCCUGGAUUUUCUUCUUCUGGGUCUUCUUCUUCUUCUUCUUCUUCUUCUUCAUCGUCUAGAAGUGUGGAAAAAAACAGAGCAGAACAGGGGAACCAGGUCUUUGUGUUUGAGUACUUGGAUGACAAAUUGUUAGAAGAACUUCUUGAUUUUGAUAACCAAAGCAAGAGAGAUUGAAGCUUUUGGGGAUGUUAAAUAAAUUUUGCACUUUCAAUGUUCCUUCUUCUUCUGUAACGUAGCUUGAAUCCUUAAUUUUCUGUUCUUUUUUUUUUUUUUUUUGGCGAGAGAAGAGAGAGAGAGAG
This is a messenger RNA of Ziziphus jujuba (common jujube), 692 nucleotides long. Its product is annotated as ethylene-responsive transcription factor ERF096-like. NCBI's taxonomy places the organism in Eukaryota, Viridiplantae, Streptophyta, Magnoliopsida, Rosales, Rhamnaceae. Gene Ontology annotation, molecular function: DNA-binding transcription factor activity; DNA binding. The transcript has a single exon. Gene Ontology annotation, biological process: ethylene-activated signaling pathway; regulation of DNA-templated transcription. The coding region runs from base 58 to 567 and encodes 169 amino acids. The record is from RefSeq and is a predicted model, not a curated record.